AUGGUCGCUACAUCUCGCCUGAGCCUGCUGGGCCUGUCUUUACUCUCUUUAGCUCAGGCGGCUCAGUAUGGGUACAACCACGUAACAGUACGCAAGGACACGGACAUUGUCGCCGUCAACUUCAAGGACGUUGAGGGCGUCGACUUGCUGUCGCCCGCAUUUCUGACCCCGGACACGAUUCCCGAAGGCUUCUCUAAGGGCACAAAGGGUCCGACGGGUGACGAUAUACUUGACUCUUUUGUUCAAGACUUGGCCGAGAAAAACGACUGGCUGACCUACAACAAAGCCAACUUCACUUCGGAGGAAGGCCGGCCUUUUCCUUACCUACAUCUGUCUUCUACAAAGUUGUCUCGCAGGGUUUCAAACUCGACUGGCAAGGUCCGCGUCUGGGUUCAAGGUGCCGUUCACGGCAAUGAGCCAGCCGGCGAUCAGUCGCUCCUGGCCCUACUGGGAGCCCUGGAUGCAAACCAGACAUGGGCCGCGUCGCUUCUCGAGAAGCUCGACAUCAUCAUCUUGCCUCGAUACAACCCCGACGGCGUCGCCUACUUCCAGCGCACCUUGGCCAGCAACUAUGAUCCCAACCGCGACCACGUGAAGCUCGCCCGGAAGCAAACCCGCGACAUCAAAUCCCUCUUUGGCGAGUUCAGCCCCCACGUCGCCAUCGACAUGCACGAGUACAGCGCCACCGCCCGCUACGGAAGCUACUACCACGCCCCCGACGGCCUCUUCUCCGCCGCCAAGAACCUCAACAUCCACCCAGACAUCCGCGCGCUGUCCGAGGAGGUCUUUGCCAAGAACAUUGGCUCGGCCAUGGAGGCCAGGGGCCUGCGCUGGGAACCCUACGUGACCGGGUCCACCAGCACCAACCCGGCGUUCAAGCCAACCUUCGCCGAGGCCGGCUCAGACGCCAAGAUUGGCCGCAACGCCAUGGGCCUCACGCAGUGCGUUACCUUCCUCAUCGAGAUGCGGGGCAUCUACCUCGCGGACCAGGAGUUCCAGCGCCGCACCGUCGCCGGCCUGACGAUGGCCUCGAGCAUCCUGCAGACCGCCGCGGACAAUGCCGAGAAGGUGUACACGACCAUCGAGUCUUCCAUUGCCGACUUUUCGUCAUCCACUUCUGAGAUCGUUGUCACAGACUCGUCGCCGCUCGUCCAGCGCACGUUUCAAAUGGUCAACAUCAACAACGGCUCCGUGACCGACGUGCCCAUCAACUUCCGCUCAACCACCCCGGUAACGGCCAACAUCACCCGCGCCCGCCCUGAAGCCUAUCUCAUCCCCGUCGCCUGGGCCGACCUGGCGGAGCGCCUGCGUGUGUCUGGUCUGGAGGUCAAGACCCUGAGGGAGCCGUAUGUGGGUACUGUGGAGGCGUACAGCAUCACAUCCGCCGCGUUGGAGACAGAGUACUACGAAGGUGUCGUCCGCGCUGCGGUGACGACCCAGUCGCUUGCAAAGGAGGUGGACUUGCCUGCUGGUAGCUUCCUCGUCAGCACGAAGCAGAAGAACGCCGCUCUUGCGUUUGUGGCGCUCGAGCCGGAGAAUAUUGAUUCGUAUGCCAGUUUCAAUAUCGUGCCAGUUGAGCAGGGUGAUGAGUACCCCAUCUACAGAGUGUUGGCUUCAUAG
Messenger RNA from Colletotrichum orchidophilum, 1620 nucleotides. RefSeq names its product carboxypeptidase. Gene Ontology annotation, biological process: proteolysis. The transcript is spliced from 2 exons. NCBI's taxonomy places the organism in Eukaryota, Fungi, Ascomycota, Sordariomycetes, Glomerellales, Glomerellaceae. The coding region runs from base 1 to 1620 and encodes 539 amino acids. Gene Ontology annotation, molecular function: zinc ion binding; metallocarboxypeptidase activity. The record is from RefSeq and is a predicted model, not a curated record.